UUUUAUUAAUUCCUGCAAAGGGUGUUCUUUUAUAUGUUUUGGUUUUGAGUUUUUUCUGUCCACGGGUAUUAAUUCACAGCGAACUUGAAAAGCGAGAAAAUGGGUCUUUUGUCGUAUGGAAGGGAGUGGGCUUUGCAAUUGUCACGGUAACAACUUUCGUUUCGGCUUGAAUGAAUGUAAUUUUGCUUUUAACUUCUUCAACAUUCGCACUUUAUGCAGUUCUGGAGGGGCCAAGAGACGUUACACCAAGUGUGUUGAAGUACUAUACUGAUUCAGAUGUUUCUAAACUUUGUCCAAAAUAGUGGGGUUCUUCUGGAACCUCCAGCAUCGCAUUGGUUGCUCUUCUGGGUGGAUCUCUUGUCUGCUUUCUCAAGGGAUUGAUAUCAGGCCUAACCUUGCUGCUAUACUGGGCCUACCCUUUUUAGACUCUAUCUUCCUUGGGGGUAUGUUUAGCUUUAAUCUCAAGUUACUGGCCUCUGUAUAGGCGUCGGAUUAUAGUUCAUGAAGCAGGCCACCUCCUUGUUGCGUACCUUAUGGGUCGCCCAAUUUGUGGAGUGAUUUUAGAUCCAAUUGCUGCAAUGCAGAUAGGCAUCCAAGGGCAGGUAGUCAUUUUGAUUUUUUUUUUUUUAUUUUACAUUUUGCUCUUAGUAUUUUUGUAAAGAAAAUCAAACUGCAUGCUGUAUGCUGUUUGAUUCUUAAGCAAUAUAAUCUCUUGUGGACACCUUUAGUUUAUGGAAGUUAGAAAGGCCCAAACUCAGCAUUUUUGUACUGGAUGGAACUCAGUUUUGGGAUUAGAAAAUGAGUAAUGCGCUGGCUGAAGGACAAUUGAGUGGCUCUGCCUUUGACAGGUACUGCAUGGUGCUUUUUGCUGGGAUUGCUGUUGAAGCUGUGAUUUAUGGUGAGGCUGAGGGUGGAGAGAAUGACGAAACAUGUUUCACAUCAUCUGUGUCUUUCUGCAACCGCCAUUGUCUGUAGCUCAGAUGUCAAAUCAAGCUACAUGGUCUGUUCUACAGUCUUUCGACCUGCUUAUAUGGCUCAGGCACGCUCAUCGAGCUGCUGUCACAGCUUUGGAAAGUGGUGGCAAUCUUAGUAUUGUGAUUAGGAGGAUUAAGCAAGCCGUGUCUUCUGGCAGAUGACAUAAACAUGCUGGUUUCUGUGGUCCAAUGGUGUUCAAAAGUUAAAUGUUCUAUAUGCACUUAUAGGAAGGCUUAAAUAACAAUUGUCUGUUCUUGUAUGGCUGGUUAUGUUGAACUAAGGAAGGGAAGUUCUAAAGCGUUACUCUGAUUAUUGUUCUCUACUCUCUUCCGUACUACAUACUAAUUUCAUAUGUCAUCAAUUAUGAGAAAGAUUUUCCUCAAAUGAUAGGUUUCUUAGAAGGAGAAUGAAUGACUCAUGUUUUUGAAGUUCCCAAGAUAUGUCCUAAGAGGCCACAGUGGGCGGAGGACACAUCGAGGAAGUAAAGAAUUUUGGUAUCCAGCCGACCAUUUUUGACAAAUGUAGUCUAAAGAGAUGGUUCCUCUUGGUGUCUUUGCCGCAUUUAGACUGCAAAUGUGAGCGACCGUUCUCGAGUUCUCAUCUUUUUGUAAACAUUUUAGGUUCAGAGUGCUAUUUUUUUCCACCGUUGUUUCGGUUGGAAGAAAGUUAGAUUUUGAGCCGUGGCCUCUUGAUUGUACCCCUAACUAAUUUGAUUCUGGUUAAAGCUUUUGUGCCAAUCAAGCUGCCUCCAUAUUCUCUUAGAACAAAAAGACUACAACAUU
Rubroshorea leprosula is the source of this 1757-nucleotide messenger RNA. NCBI's taxonomy places the organism in Eukaryota, Viridiplantae, Streptophyta, Magnoliopsida, Malvales, Dipterocarpaceae. The record is from the annotation of a GenBank genome assembly.